AGCCGAUUAAGAAAUAUGGCGUAUUAUCAGGGACAACAAGGCUAUGGCCAACCCCAGGGCCCUCCUCCAGGCGGUGUAGAUCAAAGCUUCCUGUGGAAUGUGUUCCAGAAAGUUGAUAAGGACAGAAGUGGCCAAAUUAGUGGCAAAGAACUUGGGGAAGCAUUGUCCAAUGGGACAUGGACACCGUUCAACCCCGAGACAGUCAGACUGAUGAUUGGUAUGUUUGACCGUGAUAACUCUGGAACAAUUAACUUCCAAGAGUUUGCUCAGCUGUGGAAAUAUGUAACAGAUUGGCAGAACUGUUUCCGUAGUUACGACCGGGACAAUUCAGGAUCCAUUGACAAGAAUGAGUUGAAAACAGCAUUGACAGGAUUUGGUUACCGCCUCUCGGACAGAUUCUACGACAUCUUGGUGCGGAAGUUUGACAGACAAGGGAGAGGAACUGUAGCCUUUGAUGAUUUCAUACAGUGUUGUGUUGUCUUACAGACUUUGACUGCGGCUUUUCGACAAUAUGACACAGAUCAAGAUGGAUGGAUCCAGAUAGGCUACGAACAAUUUUUAUCGCUUGUGUUCAAUCUUAAAUCAUAGUGUGCACUAAAUAUAUGUUUAAAGACUUGUGGGCUUCAUAACAUCACAAAUAGUGCUAAAGAAGAUGGUGUAUUUGUAAUACAAAGAUACGUGUAUUUACAUAGAUUUUGUAGAAAAAUCUUUUGUGAACAGUUCUUGAAAUAAAGUGAUUGUCUCUUUGAUUUUUGAAUAUACUGCAUGAUUUGGCUAAGCUUGAAAAUCUCUGAAAAGGCAACCCAAUUAUUUCAUGUUGUAAUCUCUUUUAUUUAAUGUUUUUUUUUAUUUGUUAUAAAAGUUUAUUAUACAACCGCCAUUUAUUUGAACCUAUAUAUCCAAGAUACCACUAAUGCUUAGAUAAUGAUAGUUUUAACACCCUGAGUUACAGAGAUAAACCAUGUACAUGUAUAUAUAACCAGCAAUAAUUUGUAUAAAAUAGUACAAAGUUAUCACAUUUUACAAUAUUGGAGAAAUACAAGUCAUAUGCCAAUUUCUGCAGUAGCAUCUUUUCAAGAAACAUGUAAAAUUGUCCUUUGGGAUUCUUUAAAAAUCAUUUCAUAUUGUUAAAUUUAAUUGCUUGUAAAUUUUUUGUUUACACAUUGUGUAUGUUACACCAAAUGUGUAGCCAAAUUGGUCUGUCAUUUUACUUUCUCGUACAUGUUACACUGCAGUGUAGUCAGGCUUUAAGGAUCACACCACAGCUUUUGGCUGGUUGUGUUUUUCUUGUGUGUGACACUCCUUGGACAUAUCUAUAAACUCCAUGAGAAUGUCUUGUGAUAUUCCAUAAGUCAUUUUAAAAUGAAUCAAUAUGAAAUGUUUUUGUUUUAAGGAGUAGCUUGGAUCAAGAUCAUGGUUUAUAUAAAAACUAUAUACUGAACAUCCUGUCAAGCAUUUUCUUACUGUGGAUCACUAACUAACCAUAAAAAUUAUCUAAAAAGUAACAAAAAUUAAAACCUGAAGAUAUUUUCAAUAAAUGUAUUUCCAAGUCACGUAAAAUUGAAACUGUUUUUGUUCACCCGAAAAUGAGACUUGAAGAUAUUUUCAAUUGUCACAAAAAAUAAUUACAUCAAUUUACAAUAUAUUUUACACCAUAAUUGUAUUUGCUUAAAGUCUUUUUUGAAAUUGAUAACAAUUAUUAGUUAAGACUUUUUAACCAUGUUUAGUUAAAUCAGGUAAAAUAUUAGAAAGUAAGUCUGGUAGAAAUUCUAUAUACAGUACUGUAAAAUCACAUGUUUUCAUGAGGCUCAAAUGCAUUUUCCAAGGAAAUUGAUUUCGUGGAUAUAUCUUAAAAAAUCCACUUGUACUCAAGUUUGGUUUUUUUUUAUCGAGUUAUCAUUUUGUGGAUGUAUGGAUUUGUGGAUGAAGAGUAACCAUGAAUUUAACGAAAAUAAAAACCCCACAAAAAUUAUUCAUUUAACAGUAGUUGUAUUUGGCUUGGUUGGAUCUGUCGUUUAUUAUAUAGAUAUAUGUAUUUUUGUGGUCAAUAAUUAUACUAGAUGUACGUAUGUAGAUGAUAAGUAGUAUUUCAGACUGUAAUGCUAUUCUGUAGCUGGCAAUAUUUUCGAUUAGGUACAAUAUAAUUGUGUAGUUUUGUUUGAAUUUUUUGCAUGAACAAUAUUUCAGCUAUACAACAUAUACAGGGUAUCCACUGAUAUGCUUCGGACAACAUCUCUGUGUUAUGAUCAGCAGAAUAUAAGAAAGAUAAAAACUUGUCACUUAUUAAUACAUGUAUUUAAGAACUUUUCAACAUAGACUUCUGGAAUGUUUUCUCUAGAAUUUUCUUUUCUUUUUAAAUUUUCACAGUCAUAAUUUUAUUGUAUUCAAUAUAUGACACAUUAUAUUUUUCUAUUUACUCUAAAAUGUUAACCUGUACCAGUUUUCACAGAUGAAUGAUUUCAUCCUAGUUUUCAAACCCUAUCCAUUUGCAUUUUCUCAAUAUUCAAUACCAGGUGAGAAAAAACUUUAUGUGAGAAAUUUUUCUUGCUUCUAAAAGCUUUCGGCAAGUUAAACACUGGGAAACAUUUCAGAUGUAACAAAUUGCAUUGUUUCACAGGAGAAAUGGAAAUCAUUACACACAUUAGUCUGUAUGAUGUCUUGAACCAUAAAACGCAACAAUGAUGUAUUUGUCUCUGUUCAUGUCUUGAAUUAAACAAUAAAAUUUAACAUAGCAUUUAAA
Messenger RNA from Ylistrum balloti, 2740 nucleotides. Its product is annotated as programmed cell death protein 6-like. Gene Ontology annotation, molecular function: calcium ion binding. The transcript is spliced from 6 exons. NCBI's taxonomy places the organism in Eukaryota, Metazoa, Mollusca, Bivalvia, Pectinida, Pectinidae. Bases 16 to 588 code for a protein of 190 amino acids. The record is from RefSeq and is a predicted model, not a curated record.